Messenger RNA from Menidia menidia (Atlantic silverside), 1092 nucleotides. The record is from the annotation of a GenBank genome assembly. NCBI's taxonomy places the organism in Eukaryota, Metazoa, Chordata, Actinopteri, Atheriniformes, Atherinopsidae.
CUGUUUGUUUCCUGUGGCAAUUCCACAAAUAAUUGCGCUCCCUUUUGUCACCACCUUUUCAUUCCCCUUUCUCUCCUUAAGGUAACGUGUAAUUGUUUCACCAUCAGUGACGGGGAGCUGCAGGAGAUAGGAGUCGGGCUGUAUCCAAGUCUUUCUCUGCUAAACCAUGACUGCAGGCCAAACUGCGUCAUGGUCUUCGAGGGAACACAACUGAAGCUCAGAGCUGUCCGGGAUAUCAACCCCGAAGAGGAGCUGACUAUAAGUUACAUUGAGACACUGUCCCUGACUGAGGAUCGGCAGCAGCAGCUGGAGGAGCAGUACCAUUUUACCUGCCACUGCCAGAGAUGUCAGACACAAGAGGACCAGGAGGAGGUCAGACACAACAAACCCAAAAAGCAGAACCCUACACACUGUUUUACACUAAUAAGAUUUCUGUUUUUACCCGCACACUCUGAUCCAAAAUGGAUCAUCAGAGCAUUCCUCUUCGUUUUCUCUUCACUACAUUCUGAGAUGCAUGGAGAUACUUUCAUUGCACAAAUACACCAAUGGGACACGGCUUUGCUGUGCCCUUAUCCUUACUUCCUCUUUGUUCAGGAUAGACUCAUGCUCAUUGGAGAAGAAGCAAGUUGGCGCCUGCUGAAGGAGGCUUUACCAAGACUGGAAGGGAUAAAAGCAGAGUCCAAUUGGCAAAAGCUCUUUGAGAGCUGUUGUCAUCUGUUAACAGACACUGGAGGAGAAAUUCCGGAUGAAAAUAUCCUCAAGCUCAGGAUCACUGACAUGGCUUUAGAUGCUUCCAUUCAGCUGGGGCUCUGGAAGGAGGCUCUAAUCUACGGGGUAAAGACCCUGCCUGCAUACAGACAGUACUACCCUGAUCCACAUCCGGUCCAUGGGCUGCAGCUGAUGAGGGUAGGGAAGCUGCAGCACCACCUGGAACACAUUAGCCAUGCUUUGGACACAUUCACACAGGCUUUCAAAAUCCUAAAGCUCACUCACGGUGAAGAUCAUCCCUUAACUGAUGACCUCAGAAUGAAGAUGGAGGAAUGCCAGAGUGAGAUGGAGCAUCAUCAAGCAGCUGCUAAGAUGCACAUAUAA